Messenger RNA from Parascedosporium putredinis, 762 nucleotides. The record is from the annotation of a GenBank genome assembly. NCBI's taxonomy places the organism in Eukaryota, Fungi, Ascomycota, Sordariomycetes, Microascales, Microascaceae.
AUGCCUCCGAAAACGACGCGUCCCACGCGGCGCCCCUCCACCGCGGGCACCCUCUCGUCCAACGAGCCCACCCUCGCCGAGAGGACGGAGCUCGCCCUCGCCGAGGGCCACGACGCCGACAUCCCCUCCAACAUUGGCUACGUCCUCGACGAGAGCGGCGAGAAGAGGCGGCGCCAAUCCAUCUCCGCGCAGCGCCGCGCCUCUCUCCAGCACCGCACCUCCACCUCGUCCGCCGUUGCGCCCGCCGGCAGCGAGGACCAAGAUGCGGCCGAGGCCGACCCUGAGAAGGGUGUUUCGGACGGCGAGGUCGCCGACGAAAACAUUGUUUGGUGGGACGGGCCCGAGGAUCCUGAGAACCCUGCCAACUGGCCCUCGUGGAAGAAGGUCGUCAUGUGCGGCUUCGUGAGCGGCUUUACCUUUAUCACCCCCUGGCUUCAUUCUCGGCUGACCAGUUCGAUAGCCAUGUUUGCUCCCGGUGUGCCCCAAAUCAUGGUCGAGUUCGAGAGCCGCAGCCCCCUCCUCGCUUCCUUUGUCGUCUCCGUCUACGUCCUCGGUUUCGCCGCAGGACCUCUCGCUUUCGCCCCGCUCUCCGAGAUCUACGGCCGCCUCUGGGUCUACUUCGCCUCCCUCAUCCUCUUUGGAGUCUUCAUCAUCGCCUGCGCCCUCGCCCCCUCCCUCUCCACCCUCAUCGCAUUCCGCUUCCUCAGCGGCGUCUUCGGCGCCUGCCCCUCACCAACGGCGCCGGUACCAUCGCCGACAUGA